AAAAAAUGACGUCUUAAAUAUUUAAGGAUCUUUAACCAGAUUAAGAAAUAAAUUGUUUGAUAGGUGAUGUAGGUGGAACAAAUGUUCGUCUUUAACUAGUAAAGAUAUCUCUUAAAUUGACUUAUUCAAAAGCUCCUUAACUUAAACAAUAUGCAUCCUAUAAUACAGAUUUAUAUCCUUAAUUUUAAGAUUAUAUUGUGGAAUAUUUGAAAGAUGUUUAAAAAGAGAAUCUACCUUAAAUUGCAAUUAUAGGUCUGAAUAUUAUAUAUUUAAGUUUAGGUAUUGCUGGACCUAUAAAGAAUAAUUCCACUUUGAUGGCUAAUACUAAAUGGUCUUAAGUAGAUGGAAAUGCAAUAGGAUAAGCACUCAAUAUUAGACCAUUUCUUUUAAUAAAUGAUUUCUAAGCAGUGGCUUAUGGAAUUUUGGGACUAUAAUAAACAGAUUUAAUUUAAUUGAAUCCAAAAAAUCCAAAUCCAAAAGAUAAUUCAGUAAAAACUGUAAUUGGUCCUGGAACUGGAUUAGGAGUAGCAAGACUUAUUCCUUCUAUGAAAUAAAAUAAUGUAUGGGAAUAUAAUAUAUGGUAAUUAAUUAGUAUUAAUAUUUAAAGGCCAUGUGAAGGAGGACAUGUAGGAUAUUCACCAUCAAAUGAUUUAGAAAUAGAAUAUUUAAAAUUCUUAAGAAAAAGAUUAGGUUUAGGUUAAAUAGUGGCAGAAAAAGCAAUGGCUGGUUAAGCAGUUCCAUAUAUUUAUACAUUUUUAAAAGAAUAACUCGGACUUGAUUCUCAAAUUGAAAAGGAUUUAGAUAAAACAUUAUUUGAAGUAAUUUAAUUAUUUAUAAAAUUAAAGGAUAAGAAUGAUUUCAAAUAAUUCCCAUCUACAUAAGUAUUUUAAUAUGGUGUAGAAAAGAAAGAUCAAUUAUGUUAAAGUGUUGUUGAUUUCUUUUUAACUAGUUAUGGAACUGUCAUUGGUGAUCUAGUUUGUAAUACAAUGCCAUAUGGAGGUAUAUAUUUAUUUGGAAAUAUAUCUAUUGGAGUUGCUAAUUACAUUAUUAACAAUCCAUAAGUUAAUUUUUUAGUAUUUAUUUUUUAUUUAUAUUAUUUUAGUAAGACUAUAUUAAAUAUAGACCUCAUUUAAAUGAAAUCUUUGAUCAAAUACCUAUCUAUGUAAUUAAAUAAGCAUCUUUGGGAUUAGAAGGUGCUUAUUAAGCAGCUUACAGACUUUUAGAGUAUAAUGAUUAUGAAAAAGAUAUUUGAUGAGCAUUUAUUAUAUAUCAUUCAAAGAAC
Molecule: messenger RNA, 1282 nt
Organism: Paramecium sonneborni
Lineage: Eukaryota; Ciliophora; Oligohymenophorea; Peniculida; Parameciidae
Source: the annotation of a GenBank genome assembly